UUGAGCUGGUUUGGCCUUUGACACUUCAACCAAUUCUGUCAUUGAUUGCACGUCUCGCUUGUUGUUGUUGUGUGUGCGUCCUCCAUCUUAACGUCGAACAAUGGAUGAAGAAGCAUUGGGCUCGCCUCUCUUAGGGCCUGCCGGCUUCCACGAGAGCCCAUCUCGUAGAUCGUUAUGGGAUUGGUUGAACGGUCCGCCAGUCCCCAGUGAUGAUCCUCCAAGGGUAACGAAUACACUGCUUGUGCCCCUGGAGCUGUUUCCAAGCCAGCUGAAGAUGAGGUACCCAUAUCGAAUCCGAGCACUGUUCCUGUGUGCCUAUAUCGUGAUCUGGUUCAUGAUGAACUAUGCCAUUAUGUACCCUCAUCUGAUUCGAGGACCACAUCUUGACGACGAGCGUAUUGUGACGUUGAGCUGUACAGGCGAUGGCUACUUCUGGCGUGGUAAGAACCAGGCCUGUGGGCUGCUGGGGAGAGACUGUGUGCCCGAGAGAGGCGAAGAGGUCAUCAUCAAGUGCCCUGCGCUCUGUGAUAGAGGCUGGUCGUACGCUGCGAGACCCGUGGGCACUGAAAUGGUGAAAUAUAGGCAAGGAGACUCGUAUCCGUGCUCGAGUGCUGUUCAUGGAGGUGUGCUUUCGCCUUUCUCUGGAGGAUGUGUUAAGAUCAAAUUCACGGGCGUGGGACUCUCAUUUGAAUCCAAGAAGGGGCCUCAUGGCACCAAUUGGUCUGUUGGCUUCCCUUCUUUCUUCCCAAGUAGUUUUGUCUUUGAGCCGUUGAAUGAGUCGAUUUCCGGGUGCCACGAUCCAAGGUUUAUCAUCCUCAUCCUCAACAUUCUACUCGGUGCUCCAGUGAUGUACUUGGCUGGUGGCCUUGUUGGAUACUGGACAUCCUUGGUGGCUGGUUUCUGGACCAUCUUGCUCGUUCUAGACCCUCCGUUCAUCGUGAACUCAGACGAGGACACUGCACAGCUCAUCUCCAAUGGCUUUGCUAAGUUCUUGCCUCUCUGUUUCGUUCUACAUGUUCUUUGGACUGCUGGCUGUAAACGGACGCUAACAGAUGGCAGUCCAUUGGCCAAGCUUCUCCUGUGGUAUCCUCUGUUCUGGGUUGGCAGUGCCAACGUCAUCACCUUUGAUCGCAUUCCAAUUGACAGAAUGCGAAUCGACGACAUCAAGCAGAUGCCAGGCUCAGUGCUGGCCAUCAUCGUCGUCAUCCCCCUGAUCAUCGCAUGUGUUGCUCUCCAGGCUUUCCAGAUAUGGAAGGCUGGCAAGCUCAUCAAGUACGCAAAGGCCUACGUGACGAUCAUUGUGGGCCUCGCAGUGCUAUCAACGCUUCCGAACCUGGGCCUUAGAAUCCACCACUAUAUGAUUGGAAUGCUGUUGGUGCCUGGAACAGGCACCAGAGGCAUCACCGCAUACCCUCUACAGGGCCUUUUACUGGGGCUUCUACUAUCAGGAGUCGCUAGAUGGGACUUCGCCUCCGUUGUGGAGACUGAGGUGAGCCUACUGCGUGGUGAAGCCGGUACAUCUUCAGCUCCACCACCAGGGUUCCAGUUCAACGGAACACACGUUCUAUGGGACGUACCAGAGCAUCCACCAAGCAACUUGCCAGGCUACUCGUUAAUCGUGAACGACGUUGAGUUCUGGGUUGGCGAAGACACCAGCUUCAAUGUUGAGAGAUUCCUCAAGCAUGCGGAUGUGGUGUUCUUCCGUGUUGCUCUGAGUGCGUUACACGGUGAUGAUAGAGGUGAUUAUACACGAGCUGCCACUAUCAUCAAUGGAACAUGGAUUCCACCAGAGGAUGGUGUGAGUUGAAGCUGAGCAUGGCUGUUUGACGGUGAGCUAGGGGACCGUUGAUAGCGAAUAUUGGUAGCGAAUAUUGAUAGCAAAUAUUGGUAGCG
Molecule: messenger RNA, 1893 nt
Organism: Williopsis jadinii
Lineage: Eukaryota; Fungi; Ascomycota; Saccharomycetes; Phaffomycetales; Wickerhamomycetaceae
Exons: 2
Coding region: 101-1807 (568 amino acids)
Source: RefSeq, a predicted model, not a curated record